CCCUGCUAGACGCGCCGCGAGCAUGUCCCCUCUGAUCGCGCGGGCAGCCGCCUCCGUUAGCCGUGCGCGCGUCCCCACCUCCCGCGGCCGCCCUGGCUGCCUCCGACAGUGGCCCCCGGACCUCCGGCCCUGAUCGGCGCGGGGACGUCGAGCCAGCCGGGGGACCAUGGCCGGACAGGGGGACUGCUGCGUGAAGGUGGCCGUCAGGAUCCGGCCCCAGCUGUCAAAGGAAAAAAUUGAGGGGUGUCACAUCUGCACCUCGGUCACUCCCGGGGAACCCCAGGUCCUCCUGGGGAAGGACAAAGCCUUCACCUAUGAUUUUGUCUUCGACCUGGACACAUGGCAGGAGCGGAUCUAUUCGACGUGUGUGAGCAAGCUCAUCGAGGGCUGCUUCGAGGGCUAUAAUGCCACUGUGCUGGCCUACGGGCAGACAGGGGCUGGAAAGACCUAUACCAUGGGCACUGGCUUCGACACAGUCACCUCAGAAGAGGAGCAAGGCAUCAUCCCAAGAGCCAUCGCACACCUCUUCGGGGGCAUUGCUGAGCGCAAGCGGCGGGCAAAGGAGCAGGGCGUGGCAGGGCCCGAGUUCAAAGUCAGCGCUCAGUUCCUAGAGCUCUACAAUGAGGAGAUCUUGGACCUGUUCGACAGCACACGGGACCCUGACUCCCGGCACCGAAAGUCCAACAUCAAGAUCCACGAGGACGCCAGCGGGGGCAUCUACACUACCGGAGUCACCUCCCGCCUCAUCAACUCCCAGGAGGAGCUGAUCCAGUGCCUGAAGCAGGGGGCACUAUCUCGCACCACAGCCAGCACCCAGAUGAAUGUGCAAAGCUCCCGCUCUCAUGCCAUCUUCACCAUCCACUUGUGCCAGAUGCGAGUGUGUGCCCAGCCUGACCUGGUGAGUGAAGGGGUGACUGGGCUCCCCGAAGGCUCGGCGCCCUCCAGCGAGUAUGAGACACUCACAGCCAAGUUUCAUUUUGUGGACCUGGCGGGCUCUGAGCGGCUGAAGCGAACUGGAGCCACCGGCGAGCGUGCCAAGGAGGGCAUCUCCAUCAACUGUGGCCUGCUGUCAUUGGGCAAUGUCAUCAGUGCUCUGGGAGACCAGAGCAAGAAGGUGGUCCAUGUACCGUACCGGGACUCAAAGCUCACUCGGCUCCUCCAGGACUCUCUGGGAGGCAACAGCCAGACUGUCAUGAUUGCCUGUGUGAGCCCCUCGGACCGCGACUUCAUGGAGACCCUCAACACCCUCAAAUAUGCCAACCGGGCGCGCAACAUCAAGAACAAGGUGGUGGUGAACCAGGACAAGACAAGCCAGCAGAUCAGCGCCCUGCGAGCAGAGAUCGCGCGCCUGCAGAUGGAGCUCAUGGAGUACAAGGCGGGCAAGCGGGUGAUCGGUGAGGACGGUGCGGAGGGCUACAGCGACCUGUACCGGGAAAACGCCAUGCUGCAGAAGGAGAACAGCGCUCUGCGCCUGCGUGUGAAGGCCAUGCAGGAGGCCAUCGACGCCAUCAACAGCCGUGUUACCCACCUCAUGAGUCAGGAGGCCAACCUGCUUCUGGCCAAGGCCGGUGAUGGCAAUGAGGCCAUUGGUGCUCUGAUUCAGAACUACAUUCGGGAAAUAGAAGAACUUCGGACGAAGCUCUUGGAGAGUGAGGCUAUGAAUGAGUCCCUCCGCCGCAGCCUAUCUCGGGCCUCGGCUCGGAACCCCUACUCCCUAGGGGCGUCCCCGGCUACUCCUGGUUUUAGGGGCAGCCCAGCUAGCAGCAUGGAGGAUGCCACGGAGGUGAUACGCCGAGCCAAGCAGGACCUGGAACGGCUCAAAAAGAAGGAGGUCAGGCAGCGGAGAAAGAGCAGCCCUGAGAAGGAGGCGUUCAAAAAGAGAGCAAAGCUCCAACAGGAAAAUAGCGAAGAGACGGAUGAGAAUGAGGCGGAGGAGGAGGAGGAAGAGCGAGACGAGAGUGGCUGUGAAGAGGAAGAGGGCCGCGAGGAUGAGGACGAGGACUCGGGCAGUGAGGAGAGCCUGGUGGACUCCGACUCGGACCCCGAGGAGAAGGAGGUGAACUUCCAGGCGGACCUGGCAGACCUGACUUGUGAAAUCGAGAUCAAGCAAAAGCUAAUCGACGAGUUGGAGAACAGCCAGAGGCGGCUGCAAACCCUCAAGCACCAAUAUGAGGAGAAACUGAUUCUGCUGCAAAAUAAGAUCAGGGACACGCAACUGGAGCGAGACCGGGUGCUGCAAAACCUCAGCACCAUGGAGUGUUACACAGAGGAGAAGGCUAACAAGAUCAAGGCCGACUACGAGAAGCGGCUGCGCGAGAUGAACCGGGACCUGCAGAAACUGCAGGCAGCGCAGAGGGAGCAUGCGAGGCUGCUCAAGAACCAGUCCCGCUAUGAGAGGGAGCUCAAGAAGCUGCAGGCUGAGGUGGCUGAGAUGAAGAAGGCCAAGGUGACCUUGAUGAAGCAGAUGAGGGAAGAGCAGCAGCGGCGGAGGCUGGUGGAGACCAAACGAAACCGAGAGAUUGCGCAGCUCAAGAAGGAGCAGCGGCGACAGGAGUUUCAGAUCCGAGCUCUGGAGUCCCAAAAGCGGCAGCAGGAAAUGGUGCUAAGGAGGAAAACGCAAGAGGUAACCGCUCUGAGGCGUCUGGCCAAGCCCAUGUCUGAGCGGGUGGCAGGGCGCGUAGGGCCAAAGCCCCCAAUGCUGGACUCAGGGGCUGAGGUGUCAGCCAGCACUACCUCGUCUGAGGCCGAGUCAGGGGCUCGCUCCGUCUCCAGCAUCGUGAAACAGUGGAACCGCAAGAUCAACCACUUCUUGGGGGACCACCCUGCGCCCACUGUCAAUGGAACUCGCCCUGCCAGAAAGAAGUUCCAGAAGAAGGGCGUUAGCCAGAGCUUCAGCAAGGCAGCCCGGCUCAAGUGGCAGUCCCUGGAGCGGCGGAUCAUAGGCAUCGUUAUGCAGAGAAUGACCAUUGUGAACCUGGAGGCUGACAUGGAGCGGCUCAUCAAGAAAAGGGAGGAGCUGUUCCUCCUGCAGGAGGCACUGCGGAGGAAGCGAGAGCGGCUGCAGGCUGAGAGCCCCGAGGAGGAGAAGGGGCUGCAGGAGUUGGCGGAGGAGAUCGAGGUGUUGGCGGCCAACAUUGACUACAUCAACGACAGCAUCACCGACUGUCAGGCCACCAUUGUGCAGCUGGAGGAGACUAAGGAGGAGCUGGACUCCACAGAUACCUCGGUGGUCAUCAGCUCCUGUUCACUGGCUGAAGCCCGUCUUCUGCUGGACAACUUCCUCAAAGCGUCUAUUGACAAGGGAUUGCAGGUAGCCCAGAAGGAGGCUCAGAUCCGGCUGCUGGAGGGUCGCCUGAGGCAGACAGACCUCGCUGGUGCCUCCCAGAACCACCUGCUGCUGGACGCCCUGCGGGAAAAAGCCGAGACAAACCCUGAGCUCCAGGCCCUCCUCUACAACGUGCAACAGGAGAAUGGCUAUGCCAGCACAGAUGAGGAAAUCUCUGAGUUCUCAGAGGGCAGCUUCUCUCAGUCGUUCACCAUGAAAGGCUCCACUAGCCAUGAUGAUUUCAAGUUCAAGGGGGAGCCCCGGCUGUCAGCACAAAUGAAGGCAGUGUCUGCCGAGUGUCUGGGACCUCCGCUGGACAUCUCCACCAAGAACAUCACCAAGUCCCUGGCCUCCCUUGUGGAGAUCAAAGAGGAUGCGGUGGGCUUCCCUAUGCGAGACCCCUACUACCGGGACAAGGUCUCCCGCACCAUCAGCCUGCCCACUCGAGGGAACACCUUCCCUCGCCAGUCCCGAGGUGCAGACAAAUCUCCACUGACUCGCCGGAAGUCCUACGACCGAGGGCAGCCCAUUAGGUCCACAGACGUGGGAUUUACACCCCCCUCAUCCCCUCCCACUCGGCCCCGAAAUGACCGCAACGUUUUCUCUCGGCUCACCAGCAACCAGAGCCCAGGGUCUGCGCUGGACAAGUCUGAUGACAGCGACUCCUCUUUGUCGGAGGUCCUGAGGGGCAUCAUAUCCCCUGUUGGAGGAGCCAAAGGUGCCCGCACAGCCCCACUGCAGUGUGUCUCAGUGGCCGAGGGCCACAGCAAGCCCAUCCUCUGCCUGGACGCCACUGAUGAGCUGCUCUUCACAGGGUCCAAAGACCGUAGCUGCAAAAUGUGGAACUUGGUGACAGGGCAGGAGAUAGCAGCUCUGAAGGGUCACCCCAACAAUGUGGUAUCCAUCAAGUACUGCAGCCACUCGGGGCUCGUGUUCUCCGUGUCCACCUCCUACAUCAAGGUGUGGGACAUCCGGGACUCAGCCAAAUGCAUUCGAACCCUCACGUCCUCAGGUCAGGUGAUCUCAGGGGAUGCUUGUGCGGCCACAUCCACCCGGGUUAUCACCACAGCCCCUGGGGAGCACCAGAUCAACCAGAUUGCCCUCAGCCCCUCAGGCACCAUGCUCUAUGCUGCCUCGGGCAAUGCUGUCCGCAUCUGGGAGCUCAGCAGGUUCCAGCCCGUGGGCAAGCUGACUGGCCACAUAGGGCCCGUGAUGUGCCUGACGGUCACCCAGACAGCCACCCAACAUGACCUGGUAGUGACCGGCUCCAAGGACCACUAUGUGAAGAUGUUCGAGCUGGGGGAAUGUGUGACAGGCACCAUAGGCCCCACCCACAAUUUUGAGCCACCUCAUUACGAUGGCAUCGAGUGUCUGGCCAUCCAGGGGGACACGCUCUUCAGUGGCUCCCGGGACAACGGCAUCAAGAAGUGGGACUUGGAGCAGCAAGAGCUGAUCCAGCAAAUCCCCAACGCGCACAAGGAUUGGGUGUGUGCCCUGGCCUUCGUGCCGGGCCGCCCCAUGCUGCUGAGCGCCUGCCGGGCCGGCCUCCUCAAGGUCUGGAACGUGGACAACUUCACACCCAUCGGGGAGAUCAAAGGCCAUGACAGUCCCAUCAACGCUGCUUGCACCAACUCCAAGCACGUCUUCACCGCGUCCAGUGACUUGACUGUGAAGCUCUGGAGUGGACGGCGGUUACCCGGGGCCCAGGAGUGACCACCUUCACCCGGCGGCCCCACAGCACAGCAGGGAAGUUGUGGCCGUCUGGGGACAGGGUGUGGGUCUGGGGGGGGCUCACCCCUCUCUCAUUCCUUGCCCUCAGCCCCCCAAGCCUGUCCCCACACACACCACCUGCCUCCCAGAGAGAGUGAGGUGGGAGAGGAAUUAAGCUGUGAAGCCACAGGGCUUAGAACCUUUAUUUCUCCCCUCAGCCCUUGGCCUGCACCCGCCCUGAGUUGCCUGGCCCCUCCCCAGGCCCCUGCACCUGUCUCUGAGCCCCACAAGCUAGUCCUCAGGUAACCAUGGAAACCAGGUGCCGGCCCUUUGCCCACAGCAGCUGUGCUGGGAAACGCUCCAGAACCCUCUUCCACUUAUUUAUUUUUUUUUUUAUUUCCGUUUUUCACUGUUGCCGCCUGGACAUGGACUUGAAGUUUCUCCUCCCCAAGUUCUCUUGGAGGCCUGGGAAUCCCAAAGGGACCUCUCCACAACCCCAGGCCCCCUGCUGGGUGCUCUGCCGAGGAGGGUCGGGCCUUGUGCACCCCCGGAGGGCAGUGCUAGCCUGUCCCAGCCUCACGGGGCCCUUUCCACAUGCCUCCCCACCCACCUCUCGGCCUGAUGCUUCGGUGCCUUCCUCCCUGCUGCCGGGCAGCCUUACAGCCGCUGUGCCCGCGCCCCAUGCGUGUCUCCUCACCCGCUGCUCCCCAGAUAGGCAUCUCACAACCAAACACAGGGACCCGCUCAGAAGCCACUCCUAGAACUUGGGAAGCUUCUGGGGAGGAGCCGAUAAUACUCAUGGAAACACCGACUUCCUUCGACUCCGGAUGUGAACUCAGCAACUCGGACAUUACAGGAAGGGCCUGUUGAAGGGGCCUCCCCCAAUUCUGGGUUUAAACCAGCCCACACUUGUUCUUCGUUGAUCCCAUCUUGUGCUUCCUGCAGCCUCAGUCUUCCUGAGGCUCAUGAACCCCAAUUCCCUUCAGAAGACUUUGAGACUUUGUGACUCAGUUGCUGGCCUUGUUGAGGGCCAGUGUCCCAGGCAGCAGGGUCCGAGGUGGCUGCAAGAGGUGCCCCCAGAAAUGUAUAAACUUGCUGAGUUUGGAGCUUGGGGUCUGGAGCUGCCACUGACAUGAGGAACGGGGUCCCAGGGGCCGGUGUCAGAGCCUGUCAUGGAGCACAGACUGUUUUUAUGAUAGAUGGAAUGCCCUUCCUACCCCUAUUGCUCACCUGCCUCUCCCUGACCUAAACAGAAGCAUGGAGCACCCUGUGAGAAAGCUUCCCCUCUGCAUGGCCGUCCUUGCCCUGAGGCAUCCCCAUUCAGCCCCAAUCCUCAGUGCUCCCUGGUAAUCCCCAUCUGCUCUCCACCGUCAGCUCUGGCUUAGCUACCUCACAGCAGGAAGCCCUUGACUCUGAACUUGAAGGCUUCUCAGAGCCCUGCACACUUCCCAGGUUUGGGGAGGUUCCCCUCUUUCAGGGACGCCCAAGAAACCUAGUCAGGGGCAGGGUCCCCAAAUCCCCCUAGUUGCACAAGUCCCUGAAAUGCUGGAAGCACAAAUUGGUUGUGAUCCAAGCACAAGAACCCCAAGCUAGAGGUACAGAAUGGACUGAUUGUGCCUGGCUCAGAUCAGACCUGGGCCCUGGCUGGCCCCUCUCCAAAAGAAACAGCCUUUCUAGAACCCAUGGGUUCCAGUUUGGUGAACCCCAGUUCCUGCCUCCCUGCAUUACCCCAGCUCUGACCUGGCCCCUGAGGACUCUGGCCUUGCCACUUACCCAGGGCUGUGCCCCCUGAGCUGGCAGAACAGGCAGCCAUGGGGUCAGUGCACCUGCCCACCCUUGACUGGUACCACACCCACCUGGGCUUGGUGUAUUCAUGCGGGCUGGGCCUGUGGGCGAGAGUGGAGUGAUUUCCCACGGGGUGGCCCAGCUGUGGCAUCUGCCCCUUUGCCAUCCCAAACAAAAGGCUGUGUGCUGUUCCCAGUGGUUUGGCAUCAUCCCCUAGGCUGGCCCUCUCCCCACAAUUCCAGAUCCUUCCCGGCCCUCCUCCGAAUAAGAACAGACACAGGAAAGUUUGGGGUUUUUUUGCUGGCCUCUGUUGGGCCCAUCAUUCCAUCCCAGUCCAGUCCUUUGGGGACGUCAGUUUGUGUGUAGAGACCCUACAGGAUGAGGGACCUGACCCUACCCACUAAGCUUGUCUACCCUGGCCAGGCAGCAGUGUACAUACAUUUUGUACCUGCCAACUGCUGUAUAUACUGUAUGAAAGUUGUCUCCUCCCGCUGUACAGUUCUGAUCCAGGAUGUGUGAGUCCUAAGACAUUCUCAUCAAUGAAA
Suncus etruscus (white-toothed pygmy shrew) is the source of this 7365-nucleotide messenger RNA. RefSeq names its product kinesin family member 21B (gene KIF21B). The transcript is spliced from 35 exons. Bases 167 to 5038 code for a protein of 1623 amino acids. Gene Ontology annotation, biological process: mitotic spindle organization; microtubule-based movement. The record is from RefSeq and is a predicted model, not a curated record. Lineage: Eukaryota; Metazoa; Chordata; Mammalia; Eulipotyphla; Soricidae. Gene Ontology annotation, molecular function: microtubule binding; microtubule motor activity; ATP binding.